GCCGAUAUAAUUAUGCUCUUGCAAAGCCUUCAUUGCACACUGAAAGGUGUAGGCCUAUCCUUCAUUCAACACAUUCGGUAGAUUACAUAGACAUACAGUUGCUUCAUAAAAUUGUGCUACAUAUUCUUGCGAUAAAGUUAAGUGAUUCUGUUCAGCAUUCAAUAAAAAGUGUGUUAUUUGUUCUCCGGUAUAUACCUAAAGCUAUUAUAGGACAGCUCUGUACGACAUAAACGUGAAUAGUUAUCAAGUAUCACGUGGGUAGUAUUUACAUAGGCUACUGCAGGUUUCUUCAUAUCCGCCCAUUUGCACACCGAAGUACAUUCUCAGAAUGGAUCCUCCACCUUUAAUUCCCGUAGAAUAUUAUAGAUAUAUACUUAUUGGACUUGGUGUAUAUUUUCUAUGGAUUAAUAUUAUACUUAUUGUGACCCUGAUAACAUUAUCUAUAGCUGCUUUCUAUGGUACCAGGUAUUAUUUAAAGAGAAACAAACCUAAGAUAGACGUGAAAGGAAAAGCUAUCUUUAUAACUGGUUGUGACACUGGUUUCGGCUUUGACCUUGCCUUGCUUACAAAUGAUCAAGGAUUCAUAGUAUUUGCUGGUUGCUUGAAACCUGAUGGUUCUGGUGCUAAAAACCUCCAGUCAAGAUCGUCUGAUCGUAUACAGAUUGUACCUCUUGAUGUAACUAGUGAUGAUAGUGUUGCCAAUGCUUUACAGUGUGUGACAGACGCAUGUCAAAGCAGAAAAUUAGAGUUAUGGGGAGUGGUAAAUAACGCUGGUAUAAACUAUGUUGGCCCUAUAGAAUUAAACAGUUUACAACAAAUCGACAGAGUUUGUGAUAUAAAUCUAUUUGGUACUGUUCGUGUUACAAAGGCGUUUUUAUCAUUACUUCGUCAAUCUCAAGGUCGUGUCAUAAACAUUUCAAGUGAAAGAGGGGUUAUAUUCAGAGCGCUGUCAGCGGCGUAUUGUAUGUCAAAAGCUGGAAUGGAAACAUUUUCAGACUCAUUGAGAUUAGAAAUGGCACGCUUUGGUAUUAAAGUCAGCAUAGUUGAGCCAGGACAUUAUGGUCAAUGUACUGCUAUUGUCGCAAAAAAUCUGAUAGAUCAUAACAAGAAAACGUUACACGAAGAAUUUGAAAGCUCUCCUGAAGGCGUGAAAUACACCUAUUGUAAAUAUGAUAUAGAUAGCAUAUUUGCUUCAGCAGAUUUUUCACCCGAAUAUAAGGGUCCACGUAGCAGCCAUGAAAAUACUCUACCCGUUAUAAAUUGUAUCGCCAAUUGUUUGAUCGACCCACUGCCAAGAGAAAGGUAUAUUGUUGGUGGUACAAGAGGAUGGUAUGAUCCAAGAACGAUCUGUUCUAUCUUGAAACCAAUUUUACCAGAUAAGUAUAUGGACAUGGUCAUAAAUUACUAUUUUUAAAUGGUUUCUGAAUCAUUUAAACGACAAGGAUCCUGCUCCCUAGAACCAAAAUCCCGAAUGUUUGUAAGUGCCAAAUAAUGAUUAUUAAAACAAAUAUCUCUGUUAAAA
This is a messenger RNA of Lottia gigantea (owl limpet), 1522 nucleotides long. RefSeq lists its product as hypothetical. The record is from RefSeq and is a predicted model, not a curated record. Gene Ontology annotation, molecular function: oxidoreductase activity. The coding region runs from base 329 to 1414 and encodes 361 amino acids. Lineage: Eukaryota; Metazoa; Mollusca; Gastropoda; Lottiidae. The transcript is spliced from 7 exons.